Trichoderma citrinoviride is the source of this 1554-nucleotide messenger RNA. Its product is annotated as signal recognition particle protein. The record is from RefSeq and is a predicted model, not a curated record. Gene Ontology annotation, molecular function: GTPase activity; ATP hydrolysis activity; GTP binding. Bases 1 to 1554 code for a protein of 517 amino acids. NCBI's taxonomy places the organism in Eukaryota, Fungi, Ascomycota, Sordariomycetes, Hypocreales, Hypocreaceae. Gene Ontology annotation, biological process: SRP-dependent cotranslational protein targeting to membrane, translocation; SRP-dependent cotranslational protein targeting to membrane. The transcript is spliced from 2 exons. Gene Ontology annotation, cellular component: cytosol; signal recognition particle, endoplasmic reticulum targeting.
AUGGUGUUGCAAGACCUCGGCCGCCGCAUCAAUGCGGCCGUUUCAAACCUCACGCGCGAGCAGAAUCUCGACGAAAAGGAGAUUUGCGCCGCCCUGCUCGAGGCCGACGUCAACGUGCGGCUUGUGGGACAGCUUCGAAAAUCGAUACGCAGCACCGUCAACUUCAAAGAACUCCCGCCCGCCGUCAACAAGAAGCGCCUGAUCCAAAAGGCCGUCUUCGACGAGCUCGUCAAGCUGGUCGACCCCCAUGCCGAGCCCUUCAAGCCCAAGAAGGGCAAGUCCAACGUCAUCAUGUUCGUCGGUCUGCAGGGUGCGGGCAAGACGACGACGUGUACGAAGCUGGCGCGACACUACCAGACGAGGGGCCUGCGGGCGUGCUUGGUGUGCGCCGACACCUUCCGCGCGGGUGCCUUUGACCAGCUGAAGCAGAAUGCGACAAAGGCCAAGAUUCCGUACUACGGCUCGCUGACGGAAACGGACCCUGCGGCUGUUGCUCGAGCGGGUGUCGAGCAGUUCAAGAAGGAAAAGUUCGAUGUCAUCAUUGUCGAUACCUCGGGCCGCCACCGACAGGAGUCUGCGCUCUUCCAGGAAAUGAUUGAUAUCCAGGCGGCAGUCAACCCCGACGAGACCAUCAUGGUGCUCGACGCAUCAAUAGGUCAGCAGGCCGAGGCUCAAGCCAAGGCUUUCAAGGAAGCCGCCGACUUCGGAGCCAUCAUCAUCACCAAGACGGACGGCCACGCUCAUGGCGGUGGUGCCAUUUCCGCUGUCGCCGCUACACAUACACCCAUCGUAUUCAUCGGUACCGGAGAGCACAUGCUGGAUCUGGAGCGGUUUGAGCCCCAGCGCUUUGUUCAGAAGCUGCUGGGCAUGGGCGAUAUGGCUGGCCUGGUCGAGCACGUGCAGAGCCUCAACCUCAAUCAGAAGGACACCAUGAAGCAUCUCCAGGAGGGUAUCUUUACGGUGCGAGAUCUACGAGACCAGCUGUCCAACAUCAUGAAGAUGGGACCCCUGUCAAAAAUGGCCGGCAUGAUUCCUGGCAUGAGCGGCCUCAUGCAGGGUAUGGAUGACGAGGAGGGGGGCGCCAAGCUGAAGCGCAUGAUUUACAUCUGCGACUCCAUGACGGACAAGGAGCUGGACUCUGACGGCAAGUUGCUGAUUGACGAGCCGACGCGGAUGACGCGUAUUGCCAGAGGAUCCGGCACGUCGGUGCGCGAGGUGGAAGACCUCUUGACGCAGCAGCGCAUGAUGGCCGGCAUGGCCAAGAAGAUGGGUGGCAACAUGAAGAACAUGCAGAGGGCGCAGCAGGCCAUGUCGGGCGCAAACAAGGCCCAGCAGAUGGCCGCCAUGCAGAAGCGACUACAGAGCAUGGGCGGUGCCGGCGGCGCUGGAGGCAUGCCGGACAUGGGCUCGCUGAUGAAGAUGCUGGGCGGCGGCGGCAUGCCCGGAGGCAUGGACAUGCAGGCCAUGAUGCGGCAGAUGGGCAUGGGCGGCGGCAUGCCUGGCAUGCCUGGAAUGCCGGGGAUGCCUGGAGGAGGAGGUCGUGGACGGAGGUAA